GCGGGGAAUUGGCGCUGGCUGAGUUGCGUGGCUUGUGCAGGUUCGCGAAAACUUGGCCGAGUUCGCCCGAAGCGAAGGCGUGCCUGCGCCCGCGUCCGGCAGAGUGCCCCGCCGGCCCUGCCCGUAGCCCCGCAACCCGCUCGGUAUGGCCGGCUUCGUCGGCCGCGGGAUGUGCCGGGGCAAGCGGGGACGGGGCUCCCGCGGCGGGAGCGCGCUGCUGGCUGUGGGGCUGCUGGCCGCCCUCGGCUUCCUCGCCUGGCGGCACGGCCCGUCGCCCCGCCGCGCCGCCCGCGGGGCCCCGCCGCCACCCCCGCCGCCCGCCGACGCCGAGCAGCUGCGGAAGCCGGUGUACGCGAAGCCCGAUGCGGAGCCGGGGGCGCUGGGCGAGCUGGGCCGGGCCGUACGGCUGGAGCUGAGCCCAGCGGAGAAGCGCCGCCAGGAGGAGAGCAUCCGACGGCACCAGAUCAACAUCUACCUGAGCGACCGCAUCUCGCUGCACCGCCGCCUGCCCGAGCGCUGGAACCCGCUGUGCAAAGAGAAGAAGUAUGACUACUAUAGCCUGCCCAAAACUUCAGUUGUGAUAGCUUUCUAUAAUGAGGCUUGGUCAACACUUCUGCGAACUGUUCAUAGUGUUCUUGAGACAUCUCCAGAUAUACUUCUAGAAGAAGUUAUCCUUGUGGAUGAUUACAGUGACAAAGACCAUUUAAAGGAGCCUUUGGAAAACUAUGUGGCUGGCUUACGCAAGGUGCGUCUUAUCCGUGCGAACAAGAGGGAAGGACUGGUUCGAGCUCGACUGCUGGGGGCUUCUGUAGCCAAAGGGGAUAUUCUGACCUUCCUGGAUUGCCACUGUGAAUGCCAUGAGGGCUGGCUGGAACCACUUCUGGAAAGGAUCGCAGAAGAAGAAUCAGCUGUUGUAUGCCCUGUUAUUGAUGUUAUUGACUGGAAUACGUUUGAAUACUUGGGAAAUGCUGGUGAGCCACAGAUUGGUGGAUUUGACUGGAGAUUGGUCUUCACAUGGCACACUACCCCCGAGAGAGAACAGAAACGAAGAAAGUCCAAGAUUGAUGUGAUCAGGUCUCCCACCAUGGCAGGCGGAUUGUUUUCUGUGAGUAAGAAGUAUUUUGAUUAUCUUGGCUCAUAUGACACAGGAAUGGAAGUCUGGGGUGGAGAAAACCUUGAGUUUUCAUUUAGGAUAUGGCAGUGUGGAGGAAGUCUUGAAGUCCACCCUUGCUCACAUGUAGGCCAUGUUUUCCCCAAACAAGCUCCCUACUCACGAUCUAAAGCUCUUGCAAACAGCGUACGUGCAGCUGAAGUGUGGAUGGAUGAAUAUAAAGAACUUUAUUAUCAUCGAAACCCACACGCUCGCCUGGAACCAUAUGGAGAUGUGACAGAGAGGAGACUCCUUCGAGAGAAACUGAAAUGUAAGGACUUUAAGUGGUUCUUGGAGAAUGUGUACCCAGAGCUUCAUGUACCUGAGGACAGACCAGGCUUCUUUGGCAUGCUGAAGAACAGAGGAAUGGCCAACUUCUGCUUUGAUUAUAACCCUCCAAAUGAACACGAAAUAACUGGACACAGGGUCAUACUAUACCCAUGUCAUGGCAUGGGACAAAAUCAGUUUUUUGAGUACACAUCCCAUAAUGAAAUACACUACAACACUCGACAGCCUGAAGCCUGUGCAGCAGUUAUUGCAGGGACUGACUAUUUGACAAUGAAUUUGUGUCAAGAAAAUAUUCACCAUGUUCCUGAAAACCAGAAGUUUGCUUUCAGAGAGGAUGGUACUUUGUUUCAUAUGCAAACUCAGAAGUGCUUACAAGCAGAGUCAAAUUCCUACAAUGGUAAUCCAGCACCAGUAUUACGACCGUGUUCCAAUUCAGACUACCAAAAAUGGUUCUUCAAAGAAAGAAGUUGAUCCAGAUGUCAUCGGUACAUAGCUGAAUAUGAAAAUGUUCUCUUCCUAGUCAGCAGAUAGUCAGCCUUUUGAAAAUUCUGUAAGUGGUAUAUUUUUUUAUGAGAAGGACAGUAAUUAGUUUAAAAGCAUUAAAUUUUGUGUUUCUGGAGCGUUAAAUGGCACUAAUUAUGGAGAAUUACAUUAAGUAAGUACUGUGGUUAUAUCAUGUCACAGAACCUGCUCCUCUUCAGUUCCCUUUAUUUGGCAGCUACAUAACUGUUUCUGAAGUGUCUUAGGUUCUUUUCACAAGUGACAAUGUAUUUUUUAAUCUACUGUGUGAAAGAAAGUAAGGCAGUCAAAAUAAUUGCACUAAUGUUAUCUGCCAAUAACUUAAAAUGUUUAUUUUUCUACUAAAACAUUUUGCAGUUGUGCCUUUUAACAGAUGCUAGUUAAUAUUUCUCCCCCUCUUCUAAAUACCAAGAGGGAGAAUAUAGGCCAGUUCUGCCCCUAACUGGCUACAACAGACCCCUCACUGAAGACAGUGUGGAUUUGCACAUUGAGGCAGAAAAGGUUGCAUAUUUUUGCACAAAUAACAAUCUAGAUGCAUACAGAUUGCACAUUGCUUGACAAUACUGUACAUUAAAUGUUGUGACAAUUUUAGUUACUCAAGGCACUUGUUGAGUUUCUAAGCAUGCUUAGAAUGCUGAUUUUGCAAGUAGUUUUUUCUCAUCUUUCUUAAAGAAAUAAGGCAACAACUCAGGGCAAAGUUGUUUAGCUAUAUGUGAAUCUAAGUGUGCAGCUGUGUCCCAGAUUGCACAGCUUACUUCAGCAUUGUGUGGAUUUUCAACAUGCAUAGAACUUGCAAGAACAAACCUAGCAACAAUUCUUUAAACAUGGGAGAUUUGUUUCAAAAUUACAGUUAGAGAAAAUGAAUCUAAGAAACUAUAACUUUCAUUAAAUUGUAAACAUUUAAAUGUUGGUUAAAAAUUACUGGGUAAACAAAAAAUGUUUUUAUAAAUUACCAAUAUGAUACAGAGCUGCUAUUAGUUAAAAAAGAAUGUUUCAGAUAUAACUCACAUUUUGCCUUUUCUGACAAGUUGCUCAUGGCAGCACAUAUAGUUCUAUUGAAAACAUGGGGUUUAAUCUGCUCCUGUACAAGAUGUUUACAGCUGUUAAGUGUGGGGUCUGCUUUUACCCAAUCAGACAAGUAAUGUGUAUAGCAGUCAGUGUAUUUGGUCAUUGACUAUCAUCAUUAAAGUGUUGAUUUAAUAGUUUCAGCACAUAAGGGAGACUUCCUUAUCUCAGCUGGAAAUGUUUUACACAUAGAAGUGUGAAGAUUUCAACCAUUUUUCCCCUCAAAAGUCUUGGUUUCUUCCAUUAUUUGUUCUUAUUUUCUACAUAAAAUGUACAGAACUUCCUUUGAAUCCUCAUAAACUCAUGUCAUUUUGUCAUAUCUAUUUAUAUGAUUCGGGUGUAGGGGGAACGUUUCUUCCUGUAGUGCAUAUACAUGGAGGUUCUACCAAGACCUAUCAAAAACCACAUAGAUUGAAUAUUUUUGUGGAGAACUUUAAAGCUCUGUCUCUGUGGGUUGGAUUGAUGAAAUCAAUGUUAGAACUAAUAAAAUAUUUUGUAACUCUG
This is a messenger RNA of Lagopus muta (rock ptarmigan), 3526 nucleotides long. RefSeq names its product polypeptide N-acetylgalactosaminyltransferase 12 (gene GALNT12). The coding region runs from base 146 to 1909 and encodes 587 amino acids. The transcript is spliced from 10 exons. Gene Ontology annotation, cellular component: Golgi apparatus. NCBI's taxonomy places the organism in Eukaryota, Metazoa, Chordata, Aves, Galliformes, Phasianidae. The record is from RefSeq and is a predicted model, not a curated record.